Molecule: messenger RNA, 2211 nt
Organism: Paramisgurnus dabryanus
Lineage: Eukaryota; Metazoa; Chordata; Actinopteri; Cypriniformes; Cobitidae
Gene: apool
Product: apolipoprotein O-like
Biological process (GO): cristae formation
Cellular component (GO): MICOS complex
Source: RefSeq, a predicted model, not a curated record
CAUUCACGAUAUGAUAGCUAUAUUGUAUGAUACUGUUGUCUUUCCUCACGCGUUCUGACGGAUUUUUGACUCCUCCUGCUUUCCGUAGCGAGCUUGGAGGGGGCGGGACUGCCAUGGCGGCCAAGAUUUUGAAGUAUGCAGCGCUUCCUGCUGCUGUUGUGGGUUUGGGCUCAUUUCGAAUUUAUUCGAUGAGUGAGAAACCAACCAAUUUAAUCUCUCUGAAAGAGUUGUCUAUCUACUCUCCAGAUCAUUCUGGUGUACAGUUUGUAGAGGAGCAGUCUGGUCUGGUCCAGUCUGGUCUGGAGGCUGUGAGGGUGGGGCUGCAGCCGUAUGUCAGAGCAAUUCAGAAUGGCUUCACUUCUGUCAAGGUUGGAAUCACAUCCACUUACCAGGCAGGGGAAGACACGUAUCACUUCCUUCGAGAUCCACCACCUGGCUUUCUCCCGAGAGUGGGUGUCAUAACUGUGUCUGGAUUGGGCGGGCUAAUUUUGGCACGCAAGGGUUCUCGUUUAAAGAAGAUUGUUGUACCUCUUGGUCUUGCUACUGUCGGUACUGCAGUGUGUUACCCCACACAGACUGUUGGAGUCCUGAAGAUCACUGGUAAAAAGGUGUAUAAUGUCAGUUCAUAUGUUGCCUCACUGUUUCAAUCUAAACCAAAGGCAGAGGGUGCAAUGCCUGCUGGUAACAUAGAGUCUGCUGCCCCUGUAAAAAUCCCAGAUCCAGUAUCAAGUACACCUGAGUCUAAACUGGUUCCAGCUGAAGAAGUAAUAUCACUAUCAGAAGCUGUCCCAGCUGCUGCUUCUCCGGUAGCUGUGCCGGAUGUUGAACCACCUUCUACUGUCGAAACUGCCCCAGAGACAAUACCUGUAGACUCUGCUCCUGAACCAACAUCUUCCACACAAAUGAUCCCGGAUGCUUAUCUCACUCCCUUAGAUGUUCCAGCCACGACCUCCUCUCCACCCACAGAAGAAAUUAAACUUCUUACGGAAGAGCCCGUUUCUGAUGCCCCAUCCCCUGCUAACCAAACGACCACUGAAGAAGUCCCACCCCCUGUUCUGGAGACCACACCUCCUUCUCCCAUAGUCGAAAUUCCUCCCUUAUCUGAAUCUCCUGUACAAGAGGCCAUUGUUGAGCCAACCGCAGCGAAGUCACGGUUUGUUCCUGACCCUGCUCUACUCGACCACGGCCAGUCUAAUCCAGAGGACGCAGACAUGUACAGCACACGGAGCUGAAUGAUAUAAAGCACUUAACUGCAGCACAGAUAAAGACCCAGAUAGCAAUAGACUCUGGAGGGAUCUGCCGAUUUCGGAGCUGAUCUGUCCUGGAGUCUGUUGCUAUCUGUUUUAAUGUGCAAUGAUUUCAGCACUGUUUGACAGAUAUGUGAUUAAGAUAUUCAUGUUUUAUCAAUAAUCCAGGGAUAAAAGCAGGUGAUUUGUUGCAGUCUUUAAUGUCUCACUCUUACCUGACACAUAAAGAGCCAGAUUCGUGUAAAGUCACCUCUUGAACCAGAAAGAUGGUAGUUCCCAGGGUUCAUUUAAAGUUGUGGUUCCUAUUCUGACCUUUUUCCUACUGUAACAACACUGGUACUGAUUUUUUUACUGUGAAAAAAAUUACAAUGAAAACUGGACCACAACAAACACAAAUAUUUUUGUAUGAACACAAACAUUAAGUAUACAUGUGUAUUGUCUGAAGUACAUUUUACUGCCGUUAGAAGUAAAUGUGUCAAGCUGUAUCUAUACAAAGCUACCGAGCCCCUAAGGUGACAUUGGAGUAAAAUAAAUCUAAAGUUUAGUUUCAUGUGCUCACGCAAAACCUUCAUGUGGAGAAUUUUUUUUUAAGUUUAGUUUCGCGUUUUCUCACGUGAAACUAAACUUUAUUUAAUAUUUGCUCCAUGUCCCCUUAGGGGCUCCGUACAAAGCUUUAUUCAGGCUGCGUAUUUAUAUUUUUAAGGUAUCAAUUGAGUUCAUACUGCGCAUCUUUAGUCCUAAAAGGUCAGACACGGGGCUCGUGGUAGCCGCUUCUCAAAUGUGCUUGAACUAUCCAGCAGUUUGGAUGCAUUUCAGGUUGCAGUAUUUCACAUUGUACCAACUGCGAACAGUGAAUUUAUUAAAUUAUUUAAAUAUUUCAGUUGUUGUAGUCUAUUCAUGUCUUUAUGGCCUACAACAACUGCUUUAUGCAAUGCCAAAUGAUAAUAAAGGGUUCUACACAAUG